Messenger RNA from Trichomycterus rosablanca, 2880 nucleotides. RefSeq lists its product as uncharacterized. Gene Ontology annotation, molecular function: ubiquitin-protein transferase activity. Bases 23 to 2119 code for a protein of 698 amino acids. NCBI's taxonomy places the organism in Eukaryota, Metazoa, Chordata, Actinopteri, Siluriformes, Trichomycteridae. The record is from RefSeq and is a predicted model, not a curated record. The transcript is spliced from 15 exons.
CGUUCAUGUCUGUGGAGGAGAAAUGAAUCCCAAUGAGGGAAAUGCUGAUGUUGUCAGGUCAGUAAGGCACCUGUUGUCCUUGUUGACCUCACAGUCAGGAAGUGCAGCUGGCCCUAGUCAAGAAAAUGCCAGGUCCUUUAGGCAGCAGUUCAGUUCAGUUCAGGGUGAGAGAGCAGCUGUUCAGACUGAGAUGGCCAGGUCCUUCCCUGGGUUUUUUACCAAAGGACGGGGGAAAAAACGCUUUUCUGCUGCUACACCUGUCCUCUGCAAACCAGCUAAAGUAAUGCCAUUUAUCUUUUACCUCCUACCUCGCCAAUAUGAUCGGACACCUAAGGAAGAAGACCAGUUGUUGCACACGCAAGCUGGGUUGGGGCGUAGGAUGGCAUACAUUGAUGAAAAUGCUACAUACGAUGAGAUAUGUGCACGACUAAAGGAACUGUAUCCAAAAUUAAAGGAGCUGACAGGUGGUUGGCUUAUCUACAAAGCCUCAGGAGGGUGGGGUACCCGAAAGCUCACUCUUGUAACACCUGAUGAUGGUGGAUACUGCAGCAACCUUUUGAAAACUGCAAGUCAGAGUGGUAAAGGAGUUCUGUAUAUAGCUCCUCUUCAGAUGGAACUUGAUACCUCUCCUCUGCCACCAACCUCGGAAAGCUUCAGUGGCAUGCCAAAAGAGAAGUGCCAGAAAUGUGGUGUCUUUUACCCGCUUGUCAUCCUAACUGCCCAUAUAAAGUCCUGUGAGGUCAUCAAUCUAGAGGAUGAUCAGAUUGAAAAAGCAACCUGUCCCAUAUGUCAGGAGGAAAUGCCACUUGAUAUUCUGGAAAUACACGCAAGUUCGUGCAAAGAAAGGAUACCACCUGUAGACAUGAGCUUGUCUCAGGAAGGACCAUGCACACCCCACACUUCUCCAGGAAAUGUCACCCCACUUGCAUGUAAUGCUGAACCUUCAAAUGCAACUCAAGACACAUGCAUUAAUGAUUAUGACUGGAAAACUCAUCCAGAUCCUGAAAGAGCAGCAACCCUUUAUAGUAAGGGGAUUCUUCACUUACAUGAGACUGGGAAGCCCCUUUUCAUGAACAUGGAUUUGACAAUGAGAAAGGAGGAUCAAGACCGAGAACUCCUUGCACUGUACAAGCAGCCAAGUGUGGAAUGGGCAUGUCCAGUGACAUGUAAACUUCAAGGAGAUGUUGCUGUUGGUGAAGGAGUGACAAGAUACUUCUUUUCAGCAGUUAUUCAAAGACUUAAAGCUGGCUUCAGUAUUAACCUAGGAAAUACUGAAAGGACUUGCCUAUUUGAAGGUGAGCCUGAUCAUCUGGUCCCUUCAUCAUCCCAAUUCCUCACUGAGGGUGACCUGUUUCUAGUAGCUGGACGGAUGCUGGGACAUUCGUUCUUACAUGGGGGACCUCGGCUGCCUGGACUCAGCAGAGCAAUUGUCCAUAUACUUCUAGGAGAUUCACCUGAGACAGCCACAGUGCAGAUAGAAGAUUGUCCUGACCAUGACAUAAGAGAAAUCAUCAAAUUGCUUGAUGGAGAUGCUGAACUCAGUGAUGAUGAACGCCAGGCUGUCCUUGACCUGUGUCUUUCUUGGGAUCUACCUGGCCCAACCAAUACAAACAGAAGGUGGCUCUUUGAACGCCUUUUGUCACAUGCGGUCAUUGGUAGAAGAUUACGUCAGUUGAAACAAAUUCGGAAAGGACUAAAGGAAACCAAGGUGUGGUCACUGUUGAUUGAAAGGAAAGAUGUGCAGAUUUUUCCAAAGGAGAGCGAAUAUUUACUUACGCCACAAAUACUGCUCCCAUACAUUCGCUGGCCCACUGAAAGCAGUGCAGAUGAAGAUGAUGAUGACUGUCCACUGGAAAACAAGUGUCGCAUCUCUGGAUAUUUUCGGCAGUUCAUUGAGACUGCAUCCAGCUCUCACCUUAAGGAGUUGGUGAAGUUUUGGAUAGGAUGGGAAGUGCCAGGCAGCGACAUGGUAGUGGAAAUCAUCAAUGGCCUUCUGCCAAAGUCUUCCACCUGCUUCUGCACACUACGCUUACCAGGUCACUACACCAGUUACAGCCACUUCCAGGAAGACCUGUUGAUGUGUAUUGGCACCUCCGAUUUUGGUUUUGGGAUUAUUUAGAUACAUGGUGUAGUUUAGCAUAGGCAAGCCUCUACAGCUUGAAAAGCAAGUUCAGCAAAAUGUAUACACGUUGUUUGAAAAAUUAAGUUAGGUAUACCUGCAACAAUUUACAGUUCAAAGUUAACAUUUAACCAACAUUACUUUUUUUGAAAAUGUAAUUACAUUCCUGUUCAAUGGAUUUUUCUGCACAAGUAUUGUGCAACUAACAAUUUAGUGUAAAAGUGAAAAGUAAACACAUUCUCUACAGGAAACAAUAAUAUUGCAUGUUUUUCUGCACAUUUAAGUACAGUUUAUUUACUGAAUAAUGGGGAGAAAAAAAAAACCUUAAAUGUGCAGUGGCCUUUCUGUACCCUUCCCCCCGUAUGUUAAAUUCAGUAAAUAUACAGUUGCAUUAAAACAUACAGAGGCUGGGUGUCUGUAGUGGAUGUGUUCAUUGAUUUUUCUAAGUGGACAAAAAUGUUCUUUCACCAUGGUUAUACACAUUUUUACACAGCUAAUUCGGUAUGAACGUAGUGGGUGUGCAAACAUCGUUACAACUAUGCAUGUCUUUAAAAGUUUGUUCGCAUUCUUAUACUGCAGAGAAGUAUUUUUCUUUUAAGAUGGUUAUCAAUACUGUCAUGCAAAAACCCUUUUUGUAACCAUACACACUUACUUUCAUUUAACAAAACAUUGGACACGAGUGACAAUUUUGGAAGGAUGUAAAAUCUUUUAUUUGUAAGUGUUCUACUUAAAAUUGUGAGUUAGAAAUAAAAUUUUAUGUC